CUGACGGACAGGAAAGGCACCGCUCCCUCUCCGUGUUCUCUGGCAAUUUUACGCACAUCACCUCUCCUUCUUUGAGCUUCGGAAGCCUCCUUGAAACAUUGUAUAGUUUCUUCUGAAUUUCAGUUCGCGUGUUUUAUUUCUUAUACAUUUCGUUUUUGAUAAAAAUGGAUCAGAAUACCACACUGAGUGAGCGCAAGUUCUUUUACUUUCGCAUUUUAGCGCAAAAACUCCUGGCAUCUGGGAACCACUCCAUGAUGCCAUACGACAACGAUACCGAAUCUCCGCUGGACAACAAUCUGGAUCUGGACGUGAACACGGAUAUCUACUCCAAAGUCGUGGUCACCGUGAUAUACAUCGCACUCUUUGUGAUAGGAUGUCUGGGGAACUCCAUAACACUCUACACUUCACUAAUGAAGAAGUCUCUACAGAACCUACAGAGCACUGUCCACUAUCACCUUGCAAGCCUCGCAGUAUCCGACCUCCUAAUUCUCGUUUUGUGCAUGCCCAUCGAGCUGUAUAACUUCAUCUGGGUCCACCACCCGUGGGCAUUCGGUGAAGCGGUCUGUAAAGGGUACUAUUUCCUAAGAGACGGCUGCUCUUACGCCACUGUGCUCAACAUUGCCAGCCUCAGCGUCGAGCGCUACAUGGCUAUCUGCCACCCGUUCAAAGCUAAGAGUAUCAUGUCUCGCAGCCGCACCAAGAAGCUGAUCAGUGGCAUGUGGGUGGCAUCGUUCCUUCUGGCCACGCCGAUGCUUUUCACUAUGGGUCAGCAAAACGCCGGAAGUGAGAAGAUCUGCACCAGUAUCGUGUCCCCCGUAACGACCAAGAUCGUACUGCAGAUAAAUGCCUUAUUGUCCUUCGUGGUUCCCAUGGCAGCGAUCUCAGCGCUGAAUGGCAUCAUAGCCAGCCAGCUGCUGCGCAUGUUCCGGCAGGCUGCACAGGACAGCCAUGUGUGCAUCAUCGGGGGAAAUCCCACCAUGUUGAGUGUCAGCGUGGAGCCCAACCGGGCACAGUCCCUGCAGCAUGGGGUCAUGGUCCUACGUGCUGUGGUCCUUGCUUUUGUGGUGUGCUGGCUACCCUACCAUGCCCGACGCCUCAUGUACUGCUAUGUCACUGUGUGGACAAAUAGUCUGUAUGACUUCUACCACUACUUCUACAUGGUGACCAACGUGUUGUUCUAUGUUAGCUCUGUUGUCAACCCGGUCCUUUAUAAUCUGGUCUCUGACAAAUACCGGGAGGUGUUUUUCUCUACGUUCUGUCACAUGUACCUGCCCUGUCACCGCAAGAAGCAAACGCGCGUCCUCACCCGGCACUCCAACAGCUUCUCCAGCAACCACACCAUGUCCACCAACAUCGUCAAGGAGACCGUUUACUGACUCCCCAAGUGCAGUGUGCCAUUUGUCGCAUGCGGCAAGGGGACGGAGAGAGCAGUGCGCAAAAAAACACAGCUGGGAACAGAAACAAUUAAUGGAGUGGAAUGUGUUUUGAAUUUUUAAUUAUCAUAUGUAGGACUGUUCUGUGUUACCAAAAAUCAGUUGUGUGUGAGAGUGCAUGUGUGAAUGACACUUCACUUUAGAGACUAGAAAUAGACACUUACGCAUGGCAUUUUACUUCACAAAUGCACAUACUGUACAUGUGUCAAACUUUUGUGAUUAAAGAAGAAAGCCAUGAUGUGCAAAGUCUUUGUAUCAUAUAAAUAUGGAAACAUUCCUGUGCACAUUUGUCCUAUACUCACAUUCUCUUAUUUGGGCCGCACAAGUAUUUCACAUUAAACAACAGCUCACUGAAGACGGCAACAAAUAGACAUGCAGGCACCCAUCUGACCUAUCCACAGUAACACCGCUUGAUCAGUCAUAGAGCAUUCACAUACCACAUUAAACCGAGACAAACAAACCCAAAAUGGUCAUAUGAAUAUACGUAUUCAGCAAUUCAUGUUUAUUUUAUAUACUGUAGGGGUUCAGUCUCUGGACUGUCAUCAGCCCCUUUGGCAGUUAAGUUUGCCCCUCCCAAGCAGAUGUUUUCAGAGAAAACAAUACCAUAUGAGGUCAUAUCCGAAGAAUUUAACAACAGCUCAGAACUUCAGCAGCUCUGAGCUGUUAGAAAAUGAACAGCCCUCACAAAAAGAGCUUGUCCAUGCUGCUUGGUUUAUAGCAGCAGGCUAAUCGCAUACUGAAGCUGUAGUUGCCUGAAUUGCAGAAAUUCUGUGUGAUAUUGGGAUUCCAUUUGGGAUGGAAUUUAAAAUGUGUCAUAAUAUAUGACAGGAUUAAAAAAGCUUUCCAAUAAAAGGUCUGUGUAGUAGAAUAUCUUAAAUACUAUUUGAGUUGGAACUCUAGCUAGUUGAUCUGUCUAUAUCAACAUUUCAGUCAUACCACUAUAUUUCAUUUCUGGUUCUUGUGAAUCAAGAAAGCAUGUACCAUUUUAUAUUUCGUAUAUUUCUGUAAUGCUACAAAAUCAAACAGAGUUUAUGUCACUUCUGGGGUGAGUACUACUAUAUGAUACAGACUGGAUAAGUAGUACUGAAGUACUGGAUAAAGUCUCUACAACUUUAUUUCAAUGUCACAGAUUUUAUAUGCUAUUAAGGGUGUGUCACUGUUAAUUGUAAGGAGAAUCAAAUAAAAAAGUCAGGGAACCAGUAAUUCACUGACAUUGGGUCAUCUGUUAAAGUAAUGUCAUCACUGCUAUUGAGCACAUUCAACAGUGCAGGCACACUGAUUCCCUGUCAGUGCUUUAUAUCUAUAAUCAUUGCAUGCUUUAUUUAUGUAAUUCUGUGCAGGUGCACUCUUGAAACUGUGGUUUACAGCCAUGUGUUUUCACAGGCAAUAGUCUCAUGCUAAUACUGUUGCGUUAACCUAUAUGAUGGUUGAACUUGGUUGUGCAGUGGCAAUUGUUGUUUGCUUUGGCAGUAUACAGUAUAUCCAGUUUUUUUUUGUUUGUUUUUUUUUGACAUUUUAAUGCUGGAGCUGCCUUCGCAUAAGAUAUUUAUAUUCAGAUUAUUCAAUAUGUAAGAGAGCUGCCCUGACCCUUUGUGAGUAGCUGCGCCAUAUUGACCUAGCAAAACCUGGAGAGGUUUUUAGAACAAUGUCUUUCAUUACUGAUGUCUUCUCUUGGGUAAAUCUGACACAAUGCACAAAUCCCUCUGAUUAAAAACCACAAACAGAGAACAAUGCUGAGUGUCAACUCACACACUCCUACGCUCAGCCCCUUCAGGAAUGAAAGGGGGAAAUGGAGCUCUGUGGUUCCAUGGAUGAAUGUUUUGAACAUGAAAGAAGCUAUAUAUUUACUACUCUCUCAAGGAGAAAUUAAUUCAUUAAAAGGAUUCAUUAAAAAGGAGAAGAGUACCCUCAUCUCCUGGUCCUCCUUGCUCUGUAUAUUGAGCUACCAGCUUACACAUAUGUUGUAUAUCCCUUUUCAACAUUUCUGCAAAAAAUGGCAUUUGCAAGAGCGCAAUUUAUGUGUCAUGCAGCCAUAGAGUCACUGACUUCCUCCUUAACCUCUUUGCAUGGUGCACUCAACACUGGCAGACCUUGCCUUAUGAGUGGGAGGUAGCGUCUGAACCAAUAAAUGGGUGACAUUUCUUUCUGUCAUAAAUAGAAGACGUCCAUACAAUUGUUGGCUUUAAUAUUUGCCCCACUGUGAAUGCAGACCUCUGAAUUUCCUGUUUUGUCUUUGUGCACUGGAGAAUAUGGAUACGUAUGUGUUAAAAUGUGCGUGUGUAUGUCUGUGUGUGUGUGUCUGUGUGUGUGUGUGUGUGUGUCUGAGUAGGAGUUGACUCUUGGGUCACCAAUAUGCCGGCUCAUAAAAUAAAUAAAUCUGUAGUUUUCCAGUUUUCUGUAGAAAUGUAUUAACUGUAAAAUAAAUAUUAAUAUUUGUUUAAAAAGAAUUAAGUUACUAUAUAUGGAAGAUUUAGAAAAAAAUACAUGGAAAAAUACAUUUUUGACGAUAUUUAAUAUUACAUAACUCAGUCCACAAAAUCAACUUUGUUUGGAAAAACCAGAAUAAUGGAACUGCUGUUAACUUAAUACGUAAUAUACAUAUCGUUCUGUGUGUUAUGUUCUAUUAUAUUGUGGAAGAGAUUAUGGAAAAGAAAAUAGAGACUUAAUAAACAUAAAAUGCAUUUUCUAUUUUUUAAUAAAUCCAAAAGAAUGUAAAUACUAAGAUUAUUUUCAUUAAGUAUUACAAAAAGACUAAAAUGAGAUUCACCUUGAACAUUGAUGAAGGCUUCCUCUUUUCUGCAGUUACAUGGUGCCAUAUACAAGGAAAAUGUGACUUUGCCUGGAUUCUGUUUUAUCAAGAAACCUAAAUAAAUUCAAAUGUUAUGCAAGUGCAACAAAGGUACUAGAUGUCAUUAGAAAUGGAGCACAAUUGCACCUGUGUUGUAAUACACCACUGGUGUUUGUUUCAUGUGCCAUAGAACUAAUAGACUAAUAUUGUGGAACAACCUACACAAACAUGGGACCCUACAAAGAUCCAGAUUAAUAUCCAGUAGCAAUGAUUUUGCAGAUGCAUAGUUAAUUUUGCACUAAAAUAAAAUGAAGACUAUACAAACAGAAACAUACUGCAGGAAAUGAAAUGAGUAGAGUUAUGAAAAUAUGUUGAUAUACCAUUAAAAUGCACAAUUGAAAAGAGAACCAAUGAAUGGUUCAUUCAUUUCGAUGAAUUAACCAUUUAAUAAUGAUCACAUACAGUACACAUUGGUGAAAAUGCAACUCGUAAAGCCCAAAUAAAAUGGAAGUGUUAUAUAUACGAAGACUGGAAUGUAAAGUAUCACACAACCAAUGAAACUGUGGAAGACUAUCUCUGAUUUUAAUUAAUUUUUCUUUCUUUAAUUGACUAUUUUAACUUAUUUUUAUCAAUUGGAUCAGUUGAUGUAGGCAAUGUCCCUGUGGGCUUACAUUUUUAAUAAUUCAGACAUGGCAUUAAAGUAACUGUGUGCCCCUGUAAUCUAAAAUGAUUUCGCUUUAGGUACUACAUUAAAUGCCAUCUGUAUAUAGGGUUGGGCAGUAUUUAAAAUCAUUUUGAGUGUUUUUUAAUACAUAUUUCAUGAGCUUGUAAAAAUCUUGAGUUAAUUUCAGAAAUAGGUAUAUCUGUAUCAAUAAAUGUUUAAUGUUUAAAAUGAAAUGGAAUUUAUUUGUGACUUGAUGAUCAGAGUCUAAUUCUGCCAAAAAGCAAAGUUGUAGCAAAGUUUGCCAAAACAAUUGGAGCAAAGAUUAUCUGAGAACUGCCUGAAAUGUCUCUGCCUGAAAAGUUCUACAAUGCCUAUGGGAAACUAGGCCGUGAUCAAUAUUAUUUCUCUUACAGUACAAGACAUACUCAGUAAAAUGUCCAGCGCUAAUGUAACAGAGUACAUAUGAGUCCAAUAGGGAUAAAAUAUUCUCUGUAAGAGUUGAUAUAACACUGAACAUUUUGCUGUGUAGAGUUUUCGUUCUAUACAGUUAGGAAAUUUGUUCUUGGAAUCUUGUUAUUGUCCAUUGUAUAUGCAAACUUUACAAAAUGUGCCAUGUCUUGAGCAGAGUGAUAUAUGUUAGCUCUUUAUUUAACAAAACAUCUUCUUUUUGAAUUUCCAAUAUUUAUUGAGGUAGACAUUAUCUCUAAAAAAAAGUACAUUGAAAAUAUAUGUGGUCUUAUGCUCUGUACAACUAAAAUGAAUCAUUUUAAAGUAAAAUUAUUUUUGGAUUUACUUCCGACCUAUUUUGUUUUUUCUAUUUUUGUCCAUCUGUCUGCUGUUCAUUCAUUGUAGUUUUGUGUGACCUCAUCCCAAAAAUGAAUGUUGGUCAUGUAUAAAUCAUGCUGAAAAAUAUUUGCAGCAUAUCAGUCAUAUCAGAGCAAGACAUCUUGGCAGGCCUACACAUGUAGAUCAUGAAAUUGUUUUAUUGUGUUUGUAUAAUUUUAUACAAACUCAGUUAAAAAUAGUUGUAGAAAAAUAUUAUUAAAUGUCCAAUUUCUAUACAUUCUGCAUGUGUAAAAGGAUGUCAGAUAAUUCCAGUAUGUCAGAUAAUUGUUAUUUUCAACACUGAGGGACCAUUUAUACAUCCAGGAGACUCUUUGAACUUACAAAAUAUUUGCAGAUUUGUAUGAUUUUUAAUCCUGUCAAAUUCCACUUUCUAAAGCAGUGAUUGGACAGACCUACAUCAGCUGUAGGCCAGGAAAGCAGGAAGCUUUUUCAGAAAACUAAUCUUGGAAGAUAGUGUAAUGCCCACCUAAAGAUAUAGUAUCAUAGACCGUCCGUGUGCAGCCAAGGUGCUUGAAGUGAAAGUUUACAUAUUUAUCUAGAGUACCACAGGCAUAAAAAUAUUUUUCGGUGUCCUUUCAAAUCUUAUUUGCCUAAAUUGACAGUAUGGUCUCAAAUAUGAUUUGUCUCAGGGUCAGUGUGUUGGAUCUGCAUACAAUCUGUAUCAUUUAUCAUUGUUAUGUUUUUUUUUUAUUGAUGGUACUUUUUUCUGUAAAACGUAUGUGCUGGUAUAAGAACAUCCUCCUCUAAGGACAAAUUGUUAGCAAUCAUGUUAAUUCAUUUGUAAACAAACAGUACCAGAAAUGGGUCAACUCUAAAAAUGUUGCAGGGUAGGAACACAUGCAUAGCUACAGUUGAAAUGUAAAUGCCAUGGUGCCAUAUAAUGUAUUAGCUUGCAUUAGAGCAGCACACAUACAGCUAAUUUGAGUAAGUAGAAUUCAGUCUUAAAGCCAACAUUGUUUCCACGUUAUAUUAAUUGAGUCUAAUAACCGUGUGAUUACACUGUCUUUGUUCCAGUUGCUUUAAUUUUUUUUCAUUUGUUCACUGUUGUUAUUUCGCUGUUAUUAUUAACUUGUGUCUGAACCAAAUCUUGCUGUGAUCGCACAAAUAGCUGUUAUUGUCAAAAACUGUGUGUACCUGUGUUACACGUUAUUUGUCUAAAUAUAGAGUAAUUACUCAAAUAGCAGAGCCACUUAAUGUGAUGCCUUUUGCUUCAGUUGUGUGUUCAUGUGUUGCUUGGUUGUGAUAAUGGAAAUGAUUGCAUUUUUGAAAAUGUUUCUGUCGGGUGACUUUCAAUGUUCAUGUGACUUGCUGUUGACAACUUUUGUUUUUAAAAGGUCUAAAGAGUGUGUUUUUGUAAGGUAUAUUGAUGAAUAAAGAAAUAAGAAUCCCUGUUUUAUUUU
Messenger RNA from Anguilla rostrata (American eel), 7131 nucleotides. RefSeq names its product neurotensin receptor 1 (high affinity) (gene ntsr1). Gene Ontology annotation, molecular function: G protein-coupled neurotensin receptor activity. Lineage: Eukaryota; Metazoa; Chordata; Actinopteri; Anguilliformes; Anguillidae. The transcript has 4 exons. Gene Ontology annotation, biological process: neuropeptide signaling pathway. The coding region runs from base 165 to 1376 and encodes 403 amino acids. The record is from RefSeq and is a predicted model, not a curated record. Gene Ontology annotation, cellular component: plasma membrane.